Drosophila suzukii is the source of this 1800-nucleotide messenger RNA. RefSeq names its product Serine protease homolog 93 (gene SPH93). The record is from RefSeq and is a predicted model, not a curated record. Lineage: Eukaryota; Metazoa; Arthropoda; Insecta; Diptera; Drosophilidae. Gene Ontology annotation, molecular function: serine-type endopeptidase activity. Gene Ontology annotation, biological process: proteolysis.
CUGUCAAUCACUCUGGUGAAGUCAGCAUGAGGCGUUACUGGGCAAUCGGAGCUCUUCUCUUGGGCAGCCUUCUUAUGGGCAAUGCCUGUAAUUAUCGCUGUGCUCCUCGGGAACAUUGUGAGGAAGAGGCACCUAUAUUCGAUUACCGGUCAAAUAAUUGCGUCUCUCCUGAUAUCUGCUGUGGAAUCAUGCGACAGAAUUUUUUUGCACCACCACCCAAUUCGUACCCGACAAGGCCAGACCCACCAGCUUCAUAUGGUCAAAUGGGCCAGAGUGGUGUUCCAUCAACUCGGAGACCAGUCACAAUUCCACCAAAUGGCCCUCAUGAUCGUUUUCCAGGUCCAAACGGUGUAAAAGAACCUUACGGUGGUGCUAAUCCAUCACCGGGUGGCGGAAGCGCACCAAGUGAUACGAAUGGAAGUAGCUCUUACCCCAGUGGACCCCAAAAUCCUGUACCCGGAAAAUAUAGCCCAGGAGGAAGGUACCCCACAAUCCUCGGUGGUACCUCACAACGUCCUAUGGCAGGUGUAGGAUCCCAAAAUCCUGUACCCGGACAAUAUAGCCCAGGAGGAAGGGACCCAACAAUCCCUGGUGGUACCUCACAACCACCGAUGACAGGUGUUGGAUCCCAAAAUCCUGUACCCGGACAAUAUAGCCCAGGAGGAAGGGACCCGACAAUCCCUGGUGGUACCUCACAACCACAAAUGACAGGUGUUGGAUCCCAAAAUCCUGUACCCGGACAAUAUAGCCCAGGAGGAAAGGACCCAACAGUCCCCGGUGGUACCUCACAACCUCCGAUGGCAGGUGUUAAAUCCCAAAAUCCUGUACCCGGACAAUAUAGCCCAGGAGGAAGGGACCCAACAAUCCCCGGUGGUACCUCACAACCUCCGAUGACAGGUGAAGGUUCCCAAAAUUAUGCUGAUGGAGUUGAACAGGGGCAACAGUGCGGGAUGAGCAAUGCAAAUGGCUUGCAGCAUUUCGAAGGAGAUUCCACGGAAACCGCAAAGCCUGGACAGUAUCCUUGGGCUGUGGCUCUGAUCCACGAGAAAAAGUACUUAGCGGGCGGAUCCUUGAUUCGCCCAGGAGUUGUCCUAACAGCAGCUCACCGAGUGGUGGACAAGAAUGCAGCCAAAAUUGUGGUCAGGGCUGGCGACUGGGACUUGGGGAUCAAUAACGAGCAGUUUAAAGUCGAGCAACGCGAAGUUGUAAGAAUCAAGAUCCAUGAAGAAUUCCAGUUUUCAUCAGGUGCCAACAACUUGGCGCUUCUGUUCUUGAAAUCGGAUUUCCAGAUGUCUGACAACAUCAGAACUAUCUGUUUGCCUAACAUAAGGAAAACAUUUGAAAGGCGUCGCUGCAUAGUUGCCGGUUGGGGAAAGAUACAUUUCCAGGAUAAAAGCUUCUCCACCAUUCUGAAGAAAGUUGAGUUGCCCAUGGUGGACAAAAGGACAUGUCAGAAUCAACUGAGGCAAACCAGACUGGGACCGAACUAUCAGCUUCCUGAAAGCCUGAUUUGCGCCGGAGGCGAACUUAACCGGGAUGCCUGCUACGGAGAUGGCGGUUCUGCCCUCUUCUGCUCCGUUGGAGGUGAGAACUCAGGUGUCUUCGAGCAGGCCGGCAUCGUGAACUGGGGCAUCGAGUGUGGACAGCAGGACGUCCCCGGAACCUAUACAGAUGUGGCUAUGUUCAGGUAUUGGAUUGAAGAGAACCUGCUGCCCUUCCGGUACAGGAUGGGGGAAAACCCCCUUCAUUAGGUACUUGGCAAUGUACUUUAUGCGCAAAUAAAAGAAUUCGGCACCGAGA